AUGGGGGACACCGGGAUCGGGACACCGGGAACGGGGGACACCGGGAUCGAGGAGGGGACACCGGAACGCUGGACCCUGCGGCCUCGGCCCCACUUCAGCCUAGGGACCCCUGACCUCCUGGGCCGUGCCUACAGCCCAGGGAACGCUGAGGAGCUGGCGCGGUUCCGGCGGGAUUUCGGCUCGCGCCUGUGGCUGACGUACCGGAGCGGCUUCCCCGCCCUGCCCGGGACCCCCCGGACCACCGACUGCGGCUGGGGCUGCACCCUGAGAAGCGCCCAGAUGCUGCUGGGCCAGGGGCUCCUCCUGCACCUGCUGGGCCGGGACUGGACGUGGCCGGAGGCGCUGCUGGAGCCGGGUGGGACCCCCCGGAGGAGCCGGGACCCCCCGGGACGGACACGGACCCCCCGGGACGGAUCCAGGAGCGCCCAGGAUGGACCCAGAGCCCCCCAGGCCGGAUCCAGGCCCCCCCGGGACGGACCCCGGAGCCCCCAGGCCGGUCACGGAUCCCCCCGGACGGACACAGGGACCCCCGGGCGCACACAGGACCCCCGGGCCGGGCGCGGGAACCCCCUGGCUGUACCCAGGACGCUCCGGGAUGGAUCCAGGACCCCCCGGGACAGAGACGGCCCCCCCAGAACGGACAGGCAGCCCCCCCCGGGUUGGGCAUGGGGUCCCGCAGGACGGACACGGAGCCCCCGGGGGACAUGGGCCCCAGGACCCCUCCUGGGACCCCCAGGCCGCGAGCGGCGGCACCGCCAGGUCGUGUCCUGGUUCUGCGACCACCCCCGCGCCCCCUUCGGCAUCCACCGGCUCGUGGAGCUGGGCCGGGCGUUCGGCAAGAGCGCCGGGGACUGGUACGGCCCCGCCAUCGCCGCGCACAUCCUGCGGGGGGCGGUGGAAUCGUGCCCGGAGACCCCCGGCCUCGCCGUCUACGUGGCCCAGGACUGCACCGUUUACAAGGGGGACGUCGCCAGGUUGGUGCAGGGGGACCCUGAGCACGGGACAGCGGGAUCGGGAGCACCGGGAUCGGGAAUGCCGGGAUCAGGAGCACCGGGAUCGGGAAUGCCGGGAUCUGGGACACCGGGAUCGACAGCACCGGGAGCACCGGGAUCGGGAGCACCGGGAUCGGGAAUGCCGGGAUCGGGAGCACCGGGAUCGGGAGCACCGGGAUCGGGAGCGCCGGGAUCUGGGACACCGGGAUCGGGAAUGCCGGGAUCGAGAAUGCCGGGGCAGCGCCGCGGCGUCGUCCUGCUGGUGCCGGUGCGUUUGGGGGGCGAGAGCCUGAACCCCGUGUACGUGGAGUGUGUCAAGGAGCUGCUGCAGCUCCGCUCCUGCCUCGGCAUCGUGGGGGGAAAACCCCGGCACUCCCUUUACUUCCUCGGCUUCCAAGGUGAUUCCCUGCUCUACCUGGACCCCCACUACUGCCAGCCCUGCGUGGACACGGCCCGGGAGAACUUCCCCCUCCAGUCCUUCCACUGCCGUUUUCCGCGGAAAAUGCCCUUCGGGAAGAUGGAUCCGAGCUGCACCUUCGGCUUCUACGCCGCGGGACGGAGCUGGAGGAGCUGUGGGGACCUUUUCCAGGUGCUGGCCCCGCCCUCGGCCCCGGAGCGCUAUCCCAUUUUCUCGCUGCUGGAGGGGCUCGCUCAGGACCAGGCCCUGGACCCGCCCCCGCGGCCCCCCUCCCAGCUCCCCGGCGGGGCAAGCGCCCCAAAAACCCAACACUGA
Myiozetetes cayanensis is the source of this 1725-nucleotide messenger RNA. RefSeq names its product cysteine protease ATG4D-like. The transcript has 10 exons. The record is from RefSeq and is a predicted model, not a curated record. The coding region runs from base 1 to 1725 and encodes 574 amino acids. Gene Ontology annotation, molecular function: protein-phosphatidylethanolamide deconjugating activity. Lineage: Eukaryota; Metazoa; Chordata; Aves; Passeriformes; Tyrannidae.